Messenger RNA from Fusarium sp. VM40, 1158 nucleotides. The record is from the annotation of a GenBank genome assembly. NCBI's taxonomy places the organism in Eukaryota, Fungi, Ascomycota, Sordariomycetes, Hypocreales, Nectriaceae.
AUGGGAUCCGUAUACAGCAUGGAAAGUCUCGCGUUCUGGGGAUUAGUCCUCGGCAUUCUUGGCCUUGUGCUUUCCAACAUUAGCCUCAGGCUAUCCCUGCUUGCGGAGCAGAAGCAAAACAGUAGAGCUCGCGAGGCCGGAUUACAAAUUACUCAACUCUAUGUGUACCCUGUAAAAGGUAUUAGAGGAUGUGCCAUGAGUGAAGCCCGCCUGAGUCCAUACGGCUUUGAAGGCGACAGAACCUUUUGCCUACAGAAAGUACGUCAGAAUGAAGGCUCGGAGCCUUCCUACGAGACAAUGUUGAUUGGAUACGACCUGAAACUAGCUCUCUUCGCGGCGUCCAUUGACUACGACAAUGGACAAGUGGUUGUCAAAUGGACUGGGGAUAAGACUGACGAUAGCAUUCAAUUCCCAAUGAAACCGUCAAUUGUUGGCCGUAAAACGAUAGAUACCAAUCUUCACAUGAGUAAGACCAAGGCUUAUGAUAUGGGAGAUGAGCUAUCGAAAUGGUUUUCAGAUCGGCUCGCUCAAGACGUUCGACUAGUCUACAUCGGCAACCAGUCCAGGGAUGUUCUUGGAUCAUUGGCUCCUCACAGCUCUGGUGCCUUGAAGACAGGGUUUUUCAUGCGGCGGAUCAUGAACUCCAUCCCACUUUUCUCAUAUCCACCAGAGCGGAUCGCCUUUAACGAUCUCGCCCACUAUCUAGUUGUCACGGAGGAGUCUAACGAUGAAGUAUCUUCUCGGCUUGACGAUGGCCUUUCCAUGGACAUCACCAAAUUCCGACCAAACAUCGUUGUCCGCGGCGCUUCUCGACCCUUCGCCGAAGAUUUCUGGGGAGAACUUACCUUUGAAGGCGGAGUUACGAUGGACUUGACAGCAAACUGCUUCCGAUGUCAGAGCAUAACCGUUGACUACGAGACCGGAAAAACAGCUACCGAUGACCGCGGCAAGGUGUGGAAGAAGCUCAACAAGGAUCGAAGAGUGGACAAGGGUGCCAAAUACAGCCCAGUCUUUGGGCGAUAUGGAUUCUGCUAUGGUAGCGACAUAAAUAAGUCCUUGACCGUUGGGCAACGAGUUGAUGUCAGCGGCAUUAAUGAACAGAGAACGACGUUCGAUUGGCCGCAUCUGACCACGUUUGGUGUUUCAGAGAAGAAAUAA